Molecule: messenger RNA, 3786 nt
Organism: Hyalella azteca
Lineage: Eukaryota; Metazoa; Arthropoda; Malacostraca; Amphipoda; Hyalellidae
Gene: sl
Product: 1-phosphatidylinositol 4,5-bisphosphate phosphodiesterase gamma-1
Exons: 25
Coding region: 180-3743 (1187 amino acids)
Biological process (GO): lipid metabolic process; phosphatidylinositol-mediated signaling
Molecular function (GO): protein binding; phosphatidylinositol-4,5-bisphosphate phospholipase C activity
Source: RefSeq, a predicted model, not a curated record
AAUUUUUAAUUUUUUUAUGUUGUAUAUAUUGAGGCUACUUACACAUAAUAUUUGUGAAAAAAUGAGAAGUAUCAUUCUUUGAUUAAAGUCCAUUGAGUUGGUGAGCUUUUUUUAUGUCAUCUUCUGUAAAUAAUAUGAAGUAUCAUUUAGUGUAUGACAAUCACUCAAUCUGAGUUGUCAUGUUCCACCUGCAACACCUCCAACUCUCUGAAAGGAGGGAUGAAUCUCUCAGGAUUGAGAAGGGAACAGCCAUGUGCCGGUUCCAGUAUCGAUUGCGUCCUGAGUGUGGGAAUCUCUCAGUGAGACGAGAAACUUGUCACUUAAUUUGGCAAACUACUCAAGCAAAGCAAAUUUUAGCUUCCUUGCUUGAAGUGAAGGACAUCAAAAGAGGCAAAAAUUCCAAGGAUUUUGAGAAGUGGCCUGAUGAGAGCCAGCGCCACAGCCCAAGCAAAUGUUUUGUGCUGUCGUACACGACUGAAUUCAAGUACAAAACUCUUUCGCUGGCGGCGCUGUCAGAGCCAGAGUGCCAGGACUGGCUGGUGGGCAUACAGUUCCUAGUGCAGGAGGCCAGGGAAGCAAGUCACAACACGCGUCUCGAGCGUCUCCUCAGGACCGACUUCUACACACUUCAGAAUCAAAACUUCAAGGUGGGAGUGCGCGAGGUACGGCAGCUGAUCGCGCGUCUGCACCACAAGGAGCGCGAGCCUCGCCUGCGGCAGCUCAUGCAGGCGGCGGACCCCAACCUGCGCGGAGACCUCAUCAACUUCGACCAGUUCUGUGACCUGGUCAAGCUAUUCAUCUGGGAGGAGCAGCGGCAAAUACUGGAGCACUGCCACGACCUGUCCAAGUACUACAAGAAGCAGGGCCACUGUUCCCUGCAGCAGUUCCAGAACUUUCUGGUCGAGCAGCAGAACCAGGACCCGUUGACGGCAGCACAGAUCAUCCGCGACGCUGUGGACGACAGGGAGCGAGAUCUGGCGCAGCCCUACCUACAGCCCGACGAGUUUUUGCAGUAUCUAUUUUCUCGGGAGAACCAAAUUUUCCAGCGGAAUGAGCCACAAGACAUGACCAGGCCUCUUUCUCACUACUUCAUAGCUUCGUCGCACAAUACGUACCUGGUGGGGAAGCAGAUAGGGGACGAGUCGUCAGUUGAGGCGUACGCCCGAGCGCUGCGGCAAGGCUGCCGCUGCAUAGAGCUGGACACGUGGCCAGAGAAGGACGGCAAGAUCUAUAUAUACCACGGCUACGCCUUCACCACCAAGAUUCUCCUUAGUGACGUACUCAAAUGCAUCAGGGACAACGCUUUCUUCUCCUCCCCCUACCCCGUAAUAUUGUCCAUUGAAGAUCACUGCACACUUCCGCAUCAGCGGGAGAUGGCCCGCCUCCUGCGGGAGGUGUUCGGGUCUGACCUGGUAACAGAGCCCCUGGUGCCAGGGGAGACUCUGGCACCUUCUCCUCAGGACCUCAGGAGAAAAAUUCUUCUGAAGCACCGCAAGCUUCCUGACGGAGGUCACGAGAACGGGGCAGUGGCAGCCUCGCCGCCCUCUGAUGACUUGGGUCUCCACGACGCUGUGCGCCGCGGCCUGCUGUACAGACGCCACCCGGUGUGUCCAGCGCAGUGGCUGCAGCAUUACUUCGUGCUCUCCUCCACACGCCUCUACUACAGCCACGCCUGCGACGACAGCGACGACGAACAGGACAACAACUGCGCUUCUGAGGCUCAGGCAGACAAGUCCCCCGAACUGCGGCACGAGAAUGAGGUUUGGUUCCACGGGCGUAGUAACGUGACGCGCGACGCUGCUGAGGAGCUCCUGAAGAAACACAGGAGCCUCGGCGACGGCACCUUCCUCGUCAGGAAGAGUGAGAACUUCGUCGGGGACUACACCCUCUCCUUCUGGUUCCGCGGCCAGUGCCAUCACUGCCGCAUUCACAGCAACCAGGGCGCGGACUCUACGCGCUACUUCCUCAAAGAAAACGAACUCUUCGACACGCUUUACGAUCUGGUGCAGCACUACAAGAUAAACCCCAUAAAGCCUGUCCAUUCUCAGAACAUCGUGACGACUCUGACAUCGUCGGUGCCGCAGCCAGACAGCCACGAGCGCAUGCCGUGGUUCCAUCGUAACGUCAACCGCCGCGCCGCGGAGCUCUGCCUCCACCGCCUCUGCAGAGACGGCGUCUUCCUCGUACGCCCCAGCACCAAACGCGCCGGCCAGUUCGCCAUCACAUUCAGGGUGUGCGAGGAAAUAAGACACUGCCGCGUGCAGCGGGAGGAGGGCGGGUCGUUCUCGCUGGGCAGCUCAGUGUUCGAGUCCCUGACGGAGCUGGUGCGUCACUACGGCCGCCACAGCCUCUUCAGGAACACCAAGCUGCGCUACCCUGUGCCUGCGUCCGUCCUGCAGAGCGUCCUCAGGAUGGAUCCUAUGGAGUGUGCGGAACCGCGUGAAUCCGACUACAUCAGCAACAUCCGCGUGAAGGCGCUGAAGGAGUACAGCGCGCGCAAGGACGACGAGCUCACGUUUGUCAAGCACGCCAUCAUAGACAACGUGAACCAAGUGUACGAUGAAUGGUGGAAGGGUGACUAUGGCGGUCGCAUCCAGGCCUUCUUCCCUGCCAGCCAUGUUGUCGUCCUGCCGCCUGAUGCGCCCCAUGAAAGUGUGGACCAGCAUCUCCUGGGCACGCUGCAGCAGGGCUCUAUAGAACUCCUGGGGGCGUCAUCCUCCCUCGUGCACACCGCCUCCUCAGGACCUGUUCAGGCCGUCAUCAAAAUUGUGUCUGGCCUGAGUGUGCUGGAAGUGGGAUUCGAAAGUCAAGCGGAAGCGACGGAGUGGCUGCAGGACAUCCGAUCGCUGGCCACCAGAGACGACCCCAUCGACCUGCACGUGCGCGCUCGUGAGCGCCAGCAAGACGUGGCGCGCCAGAUGAGCGACUUGGUCGUGUACUUCGAGGCGGUGAUCUUCAACAGCGACCAGGCGUUCACGCGGGGCGGCGUGCACAACCAAGUGUCUUCGCACAGCGAGCUCAAGAUCGAGCGCUUCAUGUCCACCAACCCCCAGAAGCUACUUCAGUUCCAUAAGGUUGGCUUUAGCCGCGUGUACCCUAAGAACACACGUGUGGACUCCAGCAACUUCCUGCCCAUGCCCAUGUGGUGUCAUGGCGUGCAGCUCGUCGCACUCAACUACCAGACCGGGGACAAAGGCAUGCAGUUGAACCACGGCAUGUUCCUACAAAACGACAACUGUGGCUACGUGCUGCGGCCAGACUGCCACUUCGACGACAAGUACAAUCCUGCGGACCCGUCGACCCUGCGCGGCGUCGCGCCUUACGACAUCACCAUCCGGGUGCUCGGCGCUCGUCACCUGACGAGGAGCAGACGAGGGAUCAUCACACCAAUAGUGGAGGUUGAGGUCAUCGGCUGCGAGUACGAGACCAACACGCGCUUCACCACCGUCAACAACGUGAGCAACGGGCUUUGUCCUUCCUGGAAUGAAGUGUUCCAGUUCCGCGUAAUGAAUCCGUCGUUGGCGCUGCUGCGCUUCGUCGUCUACGAGGAGGAGGUCUUCUCAGAGCAGAUGCAGAUUGCUCAGGCCACUUUCCCGAUCACCUGCCUUCGCACGGGCUACCGCAGCGUGCCUCUGAAGAACAACUUCUCUGAGGACCUGGAGCUCGCUUCUCUGCUAGUCCACUAUUCCUUUAAAUCUGAGGCACCGCCGGAGCUUUCGAGCAGCGACGCUGCGACGCACUAGAGCAGCGCAGCACUCCAGCAGCGCAGCACUCCAGCAGCGCAGC